AUGUUGCAGAACAUGGAUCCCUUUGCUCGGUUCCGUAGAAAUAUUGGUGAGAAGAAAGUUAGGAAGCUGCCUGAGGAAUUAGUGAGGGGCCAAUUGUACCUUGUCAAUAAGUUGGAGCGAAAAUUGAGUGACUUCAAGGAUAAGGAGGGCAGGGAUGUCUGGAAUUUAAUCGCCCAUUUUCGUGAAAAUGCUACGAACUUCUAUGUCUAUAUGGGGUCGGAUUUCAACAACCCCACAAUAGAGGAAGUAAAUGCUUUCAAUCAGCUUUGUGCCAAUGGACAAAAUCCGAGGAUUGCAUUUUACGGUUACCAGGGCAAAGCAAAAAUAAUGGAUUUGCUAAGACAUAAUGAAGGUGUUGAUGAAGAACGUAUGGGCCAAUGUACGGCUCAUGAAGUAGCAUUGAAGCGCUCUUCUUCAUCAAGUGUGGGGUCCUCACCUGUGCCCUCGCCCAGCAAGGUCUUUGUUGAUUCUGACAGGGCAGAUAAUUAAACGUUAAUUUUUGUUGUACUAUAUAGUAUGUUGUAAUUUGUUAUUACUACUUUGUAAAUAUUACUUUGUAAUUAUUGUGUAAUAACCUAUAUAUUUAGGUGAUGGUUAAUUGCUUAAGCUAUAAAUAAAGGAUUUAUUAGAUGCUUAUUUCCAAAACUAACCAUGUUUUUUUUUGUUUUAAUUUUUGUAUUUAAAUUCAUGCAUAUCAGCAAACAAACAGAACAAUAAAUGACACUAAGAGAUGACACUUUCAGGCCUUCAGCUUGCCUUCAGUUGAAAUGAAUGGUUUCUUCUUUUUUUGAAAA
Messenger RNA from Frankliniella occidentalis (western flower thrips), 794 nucleotides. RefSeq lists its product as uncharacterized. NCBI's taxonomy places the organism in Eukaryota, Metazoa, Arthropoda, Insecta, Thysanoptera, Thripidae. The coding region runs from base 1 to 489 and encodes 162 amino acids. The record is from RefSeq and is a predicted model, not a curated record. The transcript has 2 exons.